AUGGAAUCUUCCACAACUUUCACCAUCCCAUCGUCGCCUAGUCCUGAACGUAGGUAUGGUCCUAGAACGCCACUGAAUGGCCCUCAGGAACUGCUGCUUGAAGCUGAGAAUGACCACCAAACGCCGCUGCACAAUGACAAAAUGGAGUCUUCGUCGGAGCUCUCGUUCAAGAAGAAAGAUGUACGGAGCUCACGAGCCCAGUCGUUUCAAUCUGUGCUUUCCACCGCUUCGUUGAAAUCGUUGAAGCAGCAAUACGCCAAUUCUCAGGCCAAUACCACCGCUACGGCUUCUCGACAAAACAGCAUAGCUGGUAAUCUCAAUCACGCACACAGUAAGAACUUCCAGUCUUACAUUCAAGCUCCGGUAUUCUCGAGUAUUUCUAGUUACAAGCCUGACGAGGUGGAGAUUGGUCAGCAAUUACCGUUCCAUCACGAUAAACCAAAGUCACCGCAACCUGCUUCCAAGCCUGAAACGCCUCAGAACCCGGAGGAAAGUCAGGAAGACCAGGACACUGUCUUGCAGCAACACAAAUUGACGUUGAAUGCUUUAAAGAAACUUAGCUUAUCUCCCAUGCUUGCUUCUCAUCCCAAAGAAGUCCAGAUAGGAAAUGUCUCAUUCAAAGAAAACGAGAAUACCACACUCACUGAGCCCUACCAACCGGCAGAAGUGGACUUGUCCAGCUUUGCCAGCUUGACCAGACAACCCAAAGUUUCACAUCUCUCGAAAACUCCACAAGAAAGUACCCCAACUUCAGCUCUCACCAGCCAUGCCACUACCGCCAAAACCACCACGAAAACCACAAAAACCACCGAACCAAUGGAGCCUCCUGAGAAACAAGCAAUUGAACUGCCGACUACAUAUAGCCCUAUUUCUCCAGUGAUGCCCACUCCCAAACGUGCAGAUGUACCGAAACUCACUGCUAUCACCAACCGAGUUCCUGGUACACAAGGCUCCAACGCAACCACAUCGUUGCCGAUCUCGUUAAUGACGUCACGAAAUGUCCAUCCUGGGGCGUUGAAGUCGCCCACCAACGAGGCACCUCAAAAGUCGAAACAUCUUCAGCAGAUAAAAGGACUUCGUAGUCCCAUGUAUAUACCCGCUGUGUUGAGACUAACCCAGAACGAGAACGGCGAAAUGGGAAGAAGAGACCGCAAACACGACGGGCUGGAAAUGCGCCCAACGCAUUCGUUUGAAGUUGCUCUUGAACACUCCAAAUCGAUUUCGUCGCAAGCGUCGAUCAAGUCCAUGGAUUCCAAUGCCCUGGUUGAAUCUGCAUCCCUGCUGAUAAGUCCCUAUCGCAAUAUUUCACACAGAAAUUACAACCAUGUUCUUCUGUUGGCGCCGACGAGAAAGCACUGGGUUAAAGAUGAAGCGGUGCUGAAAUGUGGCAUUGCUCACUGCCCAAAAACGUUCAAUUUCUUCGAAAGGCGCCACCAUUGCCGUCGUUGUGGUGGAAUCUUCUGCAAGGAACACACCAUGCACUAUUUAUACAUUAACCAUUUGGCCCAAUUCACCACUGGGGGCCGCGGAACUCUUUCCAAAGUUUGUGACAAUUGCAUCGAGGAGUAUAACGAAUUCGUGAAACAUGAAUUUGGCGUGGACGUCCACCAUCCCCAUCACAGUACCCCCGCUACCUCAGCCACAAGUCCGAUCAAUUCCAUGCCGUCGGCUGCAAAUCAGCUCGGAAGAAGAGGCUACAAUGAAACUACUAAUAACGAACAAAUGGCAGGAAGUGUUCCUGCCAACUGGAGCUGGAGCUCUUUCUGA
Meyerozyma guilliermondii ATCC 6260 is the source of this 1767-nucleotide messenger RNA. RefSeq lists its product as uncharacterized. Gene Ontology annotation, biological process: protein transport to vacuole involved in ubiquitin-dependent protein catabolic process via the multivesicular body sorting pathway; protein targeting to vacuole. The transcript has a single exon. Gene Ontology annotation, cellular component: ESCRT-0 complex. Gene Ontology annotation, molecular function: phosphatidylinositol-3-phosphate binding; metal ion binding; ubiquitin binding. The coding region runs from base 1 to 1767 and encodes 588 amino acids. The record is from RefSeq and is a predicted model, not a curated record. Lineage: Eukaryota; Fungi; Ascomycota; Pichiomycetes; Serinales; Debaryomycetaceae.